GAAAAAUAGUAAUUGCUGCCGUUUCAUGUCAAGGAUUUGAUUUAAAAAACUUUCAACCAGUCCAAUGCUAAUACACAAUCAAUACAUCACCCAUAGACAAGAUUGUAAAAUAACAUGAUUUUCUUCUUGCAAUGUUUUAAAAAGGUUUUUGCAAGAAUCUUCAUUGCCCAUGCAUAUCAUCUUAUUUCUUUUUUGCACAGACUUUUGAAUAAUCAGAGUUUCUUUGGGGGCCCAAACCAGUAUAGAUUCUAGGACUUUUCUUGCAUUUGCUACUUAAUCACUGCUUAAUUUCCUAUUUAGCAAUGCAUUAACCUGGCAGAAAUACAGGUGAAACUUGCCAAUAUACAACUUAUAUGUUCUUAAUUAUGUUAUGAAUUGCAUCUAGUUUCUACAAUUCUCCAUUGCACUAAUGCUGAGAUGCUAGUAGCAUAAGCUAUGAUAAAGAUAGAAUCAAGAAAGGAUCAAUUUGAAGAGAGGAUAUCCAUAGGAAGCCCUGAAAAUGAAAAAAAUGAAGAUGAUGAAAAUUUUGAAAGCGAAUUAUGCUGGUGUAUAGAGCAACUUGAACUUGGUGUCAGGAACAAAAAUCCUUCAAAAGAUGAAGCUGAAAGGACAUCAAAAUUGAUUAGAUUACUGAAAUCAGAAAAAUCUUCAAAGGUUAAGAAGCGACAAGUUAUGCGAAACACUUUUGGUGAUUACCGGAAGAAGAUUGCUGCAGAGGCCAAACAAGAAUCAUCUAAAAUAAAAUCUGAACCGAAAAUCUCUUCAGUCUCGGAAACCAAAGUUAAGAGAAGUGUAUUCAUAAGGAAGAAGGAAAUUGAAGAUCAAAACGAUUCACAAUAUCAGGCUCUAGAUGAAAGCGAAAAAGGAACGGAAUGGCGAUUUCAUCAGUCAGAAAACAGCUUCCAGUUUUCCUUCCCGGAACCACAAGAAAAGGCGGCCAAAUAAUUCAUAGCAUUAACACUGAGAAGCACUCAACUUGAUGAAGGCAAAUUUACCUAAUUACUGAUGUCAGGGCAGGACCAUCAAAACUUUUGGUUAUUUUAACACUCUUGGGCAAUUGUGUUUUUAUAACAUAUAACAAUCCAAAUUUGUUUCAAUUUGAUGCUAAGUCCAUGACUUUACUCAUGAAUGUGUUUAUCAAAUAGCCGUAUUUUGGAAUUGAUAAGCUACAAUGAAAGUUAGCGGCAGGAAACGCUUUCCCGCUAUAAACGCUGGAGUGCCGGGAGCAGGGGAACGAACACUCGCCUUAGAUAAAAAAUGCAUGGAACUUGUAACCCAUGUUUUAUGAGAAUAAUUUCAUCUUGGUUAAUGUCAAUUUAUGUGAUUCUUGAAAGUUUACUCAAAUGAA
Messenger RNA from Rhopilema esculentum, 1348 nucleotides. RefSeq names its product UPF0488 protein C8orf33 homolog. NCBI's taxonomy places the organism in Eukaryota, Metazoa, Cnidaria, Scyphozoa, Rhizostomeae, Rhizostomatidae. The record is from RefSeq and is a predicted model, not a curated record.